Mangifera indica (mango) is the source of this 2441-nucleotide messenger RNA. Its product is annotated as G-type lectin S-receptor-like serine/threonine-protein kinase LECRK3. Gene Ontology annotation, biological process: protein phosphorylation. The record is from RefSeq and is a predicted model, not a curated record. Gene Ontology annotation, molecular function: protein serine/threonine kinase activity; ATP binding. NCBI's taxonomy places the organism in Eukaryota, Viridiplantae, Streptophyta, Magnoliopsida, Sapindales, Anacardiaceae. The transcript has a single exon.
UUGCUAUUGUUUGUUAAACGUCUCCAGCCUCUGGGAAAAUGAAGCACGCUGUGCUUUUUUAUCAUUUUUAUAUGUUGAUUCUUCUUCUGUUAUUGCCAAUUUCCUGUGCAGCUCAAAGAUAUAGAAAUGUUUCGCUGGGCUCAUCUCUCAUGGCCUCUGAUGAUGACUCUGCUUCGCCUUCCUGGGUAUCGCCGUCUGGGGAUUUCGCUUUUGGUUUCAGAAAAAUUGAGAAUAAGGGCUUCUUACUAGCCAUCUGGUUUAACAAGAUACCUGAAAGAACUAUCGUCUGGUCAGCCAAUAGAAAUAAGUAUGUGCAGAGAGGAUCAAAGGUUGAACUUACCGCAGAUGGCGACUUUAUUCUCAGUAAUUCUACAGGAAAGCAGACGCGAAUUGCUGACCGAGGUGGUACUGCAGUUGCCUAUGCAGCCAUGCUUGACACUGGAAACUUCGUUCUAGCAAGCCAAGAAUCUGAAAAUUUGUGGGAGAGUUUUGAUAAUCCAACUGAUACAAUUCUUCCCACUCAGAUAAUGAAUCUGGACAUGAAACUCUAUGCUUCUAUCUCAGAUAAAAAUUUUUCAAAAGGGAGAUUUAUGUUCCACCUAACUGAUGGAAAUCUCCUGUUACUCACCACACAUUUCCCACAGGAUACAUCAAAUUCUGGUUAUUGGUCAACUCAAAAUUCUACCAUAGGUAGUGGCUUCCGGUUGAUCUUCAACCAGUCUGGCUUCAUAUACGUUAUAGCUAGGAACCAAACUAUACUCAAAAUGGUGUCAUCAGAUAGAGCAUCGACUCAAGACUUCUACCAGAGAGCAAUUGUCGACAGUGAUGGAGUUUUCAGGAGGUACAUAUACCCAAAGAGCACUGCUGCAAGCGGUGGGAAGUGGCCGAUGCGUUGGUCGACUUUGUUCUAUAUUCCUUCAAACAUAUGCCUGCGAAUUCGUGGAGUUACAGGCAGCGGAGCCUGUGGCCUAAAUAGUUACUGCAGUUUGGGAGAGGAUUCAAGGAAGAUGUGCCAGUGCCCUUAUGGUUACACCUUCCUGGAUCUAGAUGAUGUAAUGAAGGGAUGCCAGAAAAACUUUGUUCCACAGAGUUGUGAAAAAGCAUCUGAAGAAAUGGAUUUUUUUGAGUUAAAUGAGAUGCCUAAUACAGACUGGCCUCUAUGUGAUUAUGAAUAUUAUAAAGCAGUGAGUGAGGACUGGUGUAGACAGGUUUGCUUGAGUGACUGUUUUUGUGAUGCUGCAUUUUACAGAUAUUCAGAAUGCUGGAAGAAGAGAGCACCUCUGUCAAAUGGGAGGGCUGAUCCGACCACUGGAGGCAAGACCUUGAUAAAAGUAAGGAAAAAUUACUCCAGUUCACCUCCAGCUUCAAAGAAAACAGAAAAUUCGACAGUGAUUAACAUUUUAUCUGGACUAUUGGGUAGCUCCGCCUUCCUAAAUCUCUUAUUUCUUCUAUCAACCUGCAUUUUCCUCUACUUCUUGAAUCGAAGGAAGCUGAAAAUAGUUCAGCCACAAAAAGGUAUGCCAGCCUUAAACCUGCAAAGUUUCACUUACAAAGAAAUAGUGGAAGUUACAAAAAGCUUCAAGGAAGAGCUAGGGAGGGGUGCUUUUGGAACUGUUUACAAGGGAGUCUUAGCAAACGAGAAGGAAAACUUGGUUGCAGUCAAGAAGUUAAACAAGGAAGUGAGUGAAAGUGAAGAAGAAUUCAAAGCAGAAAUGACAGCAAUUGGGCGAACAAAUCACAAGAACUUAGUGCAGUUGCUGGGAUUCUGCAAUGAGAGGCAACAUCGCCUUCUUGUAUAUGAAUACAUGAGCAAUGGUUCUUUAUCAGACUUCUUGUUUGAAGAAUCGAGGCUGAAUUGGUGCGAAAGGAUGCAGAUUGCUUCUGGAACAGCCAGAGGGCUGUUUUACUUGCAUGAAGAAUGCAUCAAUACAAUCAUACAUUGUGAUAUCAAGCCUCAAAAUAUUCUCUUGGAUGACUAUCUUACAGCGAGGAUAUCUGAUUUUGGGUUGGCCAAGCUGUUGAAGGUGGAUCAGACUCACACCACAACUAAAAUUAGAGGAACCAAAUGAUAUGUUGCCCCAGAAUGGUUCAAGAACCUGCCUGUCACAUCUAAAGUUGAUGUUUACAGCUUUGGAAUUCUACUACUUGAGCUUGUUUGCUGCAGAAGGAAAUAUGAUGUGAAUGCCAAGGAAGAAUGUGAAAUUGUACUUGCAGAUUGGGCAUAUGACUGCUUUAAGGAAGGUAGAUUGGAGUUGUUAGUGGAGCAUGAUGAAGAGGCAAUGGAAGACAUGACGAGGGUAGAGAAAUUUGUGAAGAUAGCAAUCUGGUGCAUUCAGGAGGAUCCAUCACUAAGACCAACCAUGAAGAAAGUUUCUCAGAUGAUGGAAGGUGCUGUUGAAGUCUCCAUUCCUCCUGAUCUAUAUUCAUUUAUCAGUUUAUAA